AAAGUCCUCUGUACAUCAUGUCUUAUGCCUUAAACUGACAUUUUAUUAGCUGUUUUUAUUACUGCUGACAUUAAAUUCAAAAUCAACAUAUACCAUUUUUAAGGAUUAUGUGUAUUUUGUAGUAAAAUUUCAAGAUGGGGUGCAGAAUUGUGCUAGAUUGUCCACAUAAAGUACAUGCAGGAAACAAGGUGUCAGGAAGAGUACAGUGUAAAUUUUGCGUCCAUGAAAAUAUUAAAGAAAUUAGAUGUGUUCUCAAAGGUUUGGAGUUGAUUGGCAGCCACCCCCAUAAAGCAAAGGAAUUUUUUAAUAGGAAACAAAUCCUUGUUCCAAGAGGCAUCUUAAAACCUGGUAGAUACGAAUAUCCAUUUUCCAUUGAUUUGCCAGUUGACAUACCCAGCAGUUUUGAUGAUCAUCCAGCUCUAGUGCAGUACAUCUUGAAGGCAGUCGUCGACAUCCCAUCUAACAGUCAAGAAGAUGUAGUGAUAUUGCAUGUGUUCGCUAACGUGGAUUUAAGAAAAUUUGAAAAGGAUCUUAUUAUGAAACCUUUUAGCCUUGGAAGCUCUUCUAACAGAGUAGGAUGUUGCUGUUGGUCUUCCACUCCCAUUGAGAUGAGCAUGUCUUUAGAAAAAAAUGCCUUUCUUGUAGGAGAAACUAUCAACGUUAAAAUACAUGUUCAAAACAAUUCUGUUCACAAAAUGGAGUCGAUGUCGGUAUGUUUAAAAAGGGUAUUCGAGUACAAAAACAAUGAAAGUGACAAGAGAUCGCACUCUAAAGUUAAAGAAAUCAUAGCUAACGAAUGUCUGUCAGGUGUGGAAGGAAACGAAGAACAAACCAUUUAUUCUAGAAUCACUAUUCCUGCAUAUACUGAAGUUUAUAGUUUUAUACUUUGUCACUGCGUAAAAGAGGUGUUUCUUUUACAAGCGGAUGGUUCUGCAAGGACGUCUCAUGUCACGGUCCAGAUACCCAUAUUUUUGGGUCAUAUAGGCUUACCAAUAAUAGAGGAAGUCGGUGGAACUGGUGAAGGAUUGUCCGAUAGUCAUUCGCGAUCAAGGUACUUCCCAUCUAAUGAAAGUCGUUCAAGGCUUGGAAUUAGCCAUAAGACAAUAAGACCAGAUAGGCUAGACCUAGCUCACCACGUCCCACCGUCUGAAGGAAACAUAACCUAUGCAAGACCACGAACUGCUAGCUUCUAUCCUACUCAAACACCCACGACCCCAGUUCCAUCUUUGGAACAACCCAAUUAUGCAACAAUAGCUGAACAGCAAAAUAUCAGUACACAUCUUAAUAAAGAAUAUUAUGGUCCCCAAAAACAAAGUUUUGGUAAUGCGGUUCAACAAAGUUUUGGUAAUGUGCAACAGGAAAAUUUUAGUAGUACUCAACAACAAACCUUUGAUCCUACCCCACAACAAAGUGAAAUUGGUUCUACUACCCAAGAUCACGUUCAUUAUCCUACUCAAGGCGGUGCUCUAUCUUCGAUUAUAGAACCUGCAUCAAUGUAUGAGUCAUAUGAACAAUAAAAGUCUAAAAUCAA
This is a messenger RNA of Psylliodes chrysocephalus, 1531 nucleotides long. Lineage: Eukaryota; Metazoa; Arthropoda; Insecta; Coleoptera; Chrysomelidae. The record is from the annotation of a GenBank genome assembly.